Scatophagus argus is the source of this 998-nucleotide messenger RNA. It is a transcript of the gene polr2f, whose product is annotated as RNA polymerase II, I and III subunit F. Lineage: Eukaryota; Metazoa; Chordata; Actinopteri; Scatophagidae. The transcript has 5 exons. Gene Ontology annotation, molecular function: DNA-directed RNA polymerase activity; DNA binding. The coding region runs from base 142 to 525 and encodes 127 amino acids. Gene Ontology annotation, biological process: DNA-templated transcription. The record is from RefSeq and is a predicted model, not a curated record. Gene Ontology annotation, cellular component: RNA polymerase I complex; nucleus; RNA polymerase II, core complex.
GCAUCCGGAAUAUUUCCAAACGCACCAAGCCACCGGAAGUUGUAAAUUCUUCACGUUCAUGCGGAUACAUUUUGACAACACAAAGUGUGUCUAAAAAAAAUUAAUCGCAAGGAUUCGCAUAUACCAUCUUCAAAUUGAAAUAUGUCCGAUAACGAAGAUAACUUCGACGACGGAGAUUUUGACGAUGCCGAGGAGGAUGAGGGAUUAGACGACUUGGAAAAUGUGGAAGAUGAGGACCAAGAGAACGUGCAGAUCCUCCCUGCAGGAGAGGGGCAGCAGGCAAACCAGAAGAGGAUCACAACACCGUACAUGACGAAAUACGAGAGGGCCAGAGUGCUUGGGACACGAGCUCUGCAGAUCGCGAUGUGUGCACCAGUCAUGGUGGAGCUAGAGGGAGAAACAGACCCCUUGCAAAUAGCAAUGAAAGAGCUUAAGAGCAGAAAGAUCCCCAUCAUCAUCCGCAGGUACCUUCCUGAUGGGAGUUAUGAGGACUGGGGCUGCGACGAGCUCAUUAUAACCGAUUAAGCAACUUAUCCAGUCUCCACUGACAAAAUAACAUGUGGUGGUUCAGACCCACCAUUGUCUCAGGGCAGUCAGCUGCACAAACUCAGAAGAGUCCUGAGAUGGAUGCCACUAUCACCCACCUGAUCCACAAACGGCCAUCAUAUCGGGAGACUCUGAGUCGAUGAAAUAUGAAUAGAUAAAAUGUGCUGAACACGUGCAGUGUGCUGCUUAUCACAUUCUCAGUCUUGUUGUGUUGUUACAUGCGCCACAACUCAAGUUAAAUACAAAGUAUGAAUUCACAGUCCUUUUUGUUUAAACAGCUGCAUUAUAACUUAGGGCCACAAGGGGGGAAUAUAACUGAAGUCAGCCAUUAACUUUGUUUUUUACAAGAAAAUCCUGUGUUGUAAUUAUUCCAUUUGUUGUUUCUGAAGGAGAGAGCUGAUUAGCGUUCAAGUACUGUUUUAUAGUAAUAAUAAACUUUUUUGUACAAAUGA